This is a messenger RNA of Sus scrofa (pig), 3433 nucleotides long. NCBI's taxonomy places the organism in Eukaryota, Metazoa, Chordata, Mammalia, Artiodactyla, Suidae. The record is from RefSeq and is a predicted model, not a curated record.
CUAGCUGAAUGCCGUGUGUCCCUCAAAACUGAGUGAGGAAAUUAAUAGAACACUCAUUCCCACAGCCAAGAAGGCUAUGGUGAAGAGCAACUGCAGAAACAGCAUCAGGUAGCAGACAAUUCUCUUAAUUGAGUUGUAUGACUCUUAAAGCAAUUCUCCAAUUUAUUUGGUAAUACAUUUCUGCACACUAGUUCUACUAAAAACUUGUUUUCCUGCGUUCGUUUUCUCUAAGUUGUCCCAAGUGAUACGACCCUGGCCUCCUGUACUGUUUUUAGCCCAUUAAAAAGUUAUAUCUAUAAAUAUGACUGACUCCUGAAUUUUCCUGUUGGGAGACACCCCUCAGAUUUAUUUUCUAGAGUUUCAUCAGACUGAACCUAUACUUUUCUAUGGCAAAUAUGCCUUUUUCAUUUUGAGUAUCCUUCAGGCACUAGGCUAAUUUAAAACCAUGGUCAGCAGCCUUUUAUGCAUAUAAGUAAUUUCAAUUGUUUCCCACAUGAAAAAAUAUUAAAAUUUUUGUAUUUGUAUAGAAUGUGGGGUUUUACCUCUUUAGUUGUUUGAGCUAAAAGAACUUUGAAAGGUUUGUGAGAGGAAAGAGGGGAAAAGAUCAGUCGUACCCUUGCAGGCAUGUAAAUAGAAUAGCCCCCCUCUGCUUUCUUGUUCUCUUAUCUACCCCACAGUCCCUGUCAUCCAUGGCAGCUACUGUUUUUGUAGCCCGGGGGAGUGGCUGUUCUGGAAGUCCCUCCCACCCCUUCCCACACCCUCCUCCUCCCUCCCGAGGUAUCCCCCAGUAUCCAGGAGGGCAUCUUCCUGGCUCCUUGAUAAGUCCCUGAGCACUCUGUUCCCUCCAUUCCCUGUGCCACUGUCCUCUCUUCCCUGGCACACCCUGGGGCCCGCGCAGCAGGAGCCCAGCUGGGGGAGGUUGCUCGGUUUGCAGCAGGAGAAACUGUGUUCCCCUUCAUCUCAGGUAAACCUACACUCAGAAGGAGCCUCUAUGAAGGGUGGGUUGGGAGUUCCCGCUGUGGCACAGAGGGAUCAGAGGCAUCUCUGCAGCACUGGGAUGGAUCCCUGGUUGGCACAGAGAGGCUGAUUUUAACACCGACGUUUCUGGGGUGAGUGAACAAAAACAGGAUUUUGUGAACUUUUCUGAUAUUUACUACUCUAAUGAAGAGUAUUUCAGGAAACUAGAAGAGCUGAAGGCUGCCCACAUGGAAACUAUGGCCAAGUUAGAGAAAAUGUACCAGAAUAAACUAAAUUUAAAGGAAGUUCAGCCAGUGGUCACCAGGGAAGAAGCUGCUAGUGUCUCUUCUAAGUCUGUAUCAGAAAAGAGCUAUUGUCCUGUCUCGUUAAUGACAUCGGUUUCAGAGCCUGAUUUAGGUGAGUCUUCCUCCUUGGUUGUAUAUUCCUCUGAAGAUGAGUCACCCAACUUAGAAAAGGAGUAUUCUGAGAAAAGCAGAAUGAUGACCUAUGCCAAGGAGCUCAUCAACAACAUGUGGACCAACUUCUCUGUUGAAGAUUAUAUUCAGUUUGAAGAUGCUGACUUGCCAGCACUUGAAAAAAUAAAAAAGAAACCAAAAGAAUGGGUUCCAAAGAUCACAAUACCUGAGCCUUUUCAAAUGAUGAUUAGAGAGCAGAAGAAAAAGGAAGAGAACAUGAAAUCUAAGUCAGAUGUUGAAAUGGUACAUAAACUGCUUAAAAAACAAGAAGAAGAAUUAGAGUGUAAGAAAAAAUUCCGAGCCAAUCCAGUUCCUGCAUUCGUUUUUCUUCCCCUUUAUCAUGAUGUAGUCAAGCAAAAUGAGGAACGGAGGAGGUCUAUGAGGGAGAAAUACAAAGAAGCUCUUUUGGCCUCACAAAGGCCGUUUAAGUUUAUGGCAAGAGAGGAACAGAAGCAAGCAAUUCGUGAAAAGCAGCUAAAAGACUUUUUUAAGUCUAAAAAGAAAACAAAUCGAUUCAAAGCCAGACCUGUCCCUCUAUCUACUUAUGGUUCAACUGUCAAAGACAAGUUAACAGAAGAUGAGUUUUAUAGAAACAUUAGGACACAGCGGAGAGCCCAAGAGUUAUUACAAAAUUCAUCCCCUCUGCCUUGCAGUCCAGCUCGCAGAAGUUUUGCUGCAAGGAAGCCCAGGUGUCCUGAACAGGCUGAAAGGUCAAAGUAUAAACACAAAGUUAGGUGCCAGACUGCUGACUCUGAAGACCUUCCUGAGGGAUAUCAGAAAUACCACUCGGAACAGAAAUGUCCCAAACUCCUAACAGUCUGUGAACCGUCUGACCUUCAUACAGCCUCACAUGCCUCCACUAAAAGAGAGAAAAUUCUGGCAGACAUUGAAGCAGAUGAAGAAAAUUUAAAAGAAACACGUUGGCCUUAUCUUUCUCCAAGGCACAAAUCACCAGUAAGAAGUAUGAAUGCAAAGCCUGCAUCUUGUAGCUACAACCCUCCAAUGCCCACAGUGUCCUCUAGGGGAAGAGAGCAAGCCACAAGGAGAUCACUUGAGGAAAAGAAAAUGUUGGAAGAAGAGAGAAAUCGGAUCCUAACUAAGCAGAAGCAAAGAAUGAAAGAAUUGCAGAAACUUCUGACAACCCGGGCUAAGGCUUAUGACUCACAUCAAAGUCUAGCUCAGAUGUCUAAAUCCAGAGUAAAAUCUCUCAGAAAGAGUGAAAAGGAAAGGAUGAGAGAAUAUCGGCAAGAACUAGAAGAAAGAGAAGAAAAAUUAAAAAACAGGCCGCUGCUAUUUGAAAGAGUUGCUCAGAAAAAUGCAAGAAUGGCAGCAGAAAAGCAUUAUUCUAACACCUUAAAAGCACUAGGAAUAUCUGAUGAGUUUGUUUUAAAGAAAGGCCAAAGUGGAAAAAUAUUUGAGUACUUCAGCAGUCAAGAGAUGAAAAGUUUCACUGAAGAUAAAGAAAGCUUUAAUGAAGAUGAAAAAAUAGAAGAAAAAGAGAAUGGGGAAGAAAAUUAUUUUACUGAUACCAACAGCCAAGGUUCUUGCAAGGAAAAAGACGAAGCUGAUGAAGAAAGUGGAGAAGAGAAAUCUGUUGGAGAAUAAAACAGAAUCCAUUGGCAGGGUCUCCUCUGUGCUGUGCUGCGCAGCGCAGCUGCAGUAUGGCAUUAAGGACAUAGACGGGAACCGUCUGAUUUGUGCAGAGCAUGGAGCAGUCACCUUGUAGCCCGAAAGGGAAGAUUCCAGCAGAUUGGUCAUUUGGUCAGUUAGAGUAAGGCUUGGCCUAUUCAGUUCUUUAAAUCACUCCACAUGAUCUGUUGGCAGCAUUGAUCUUGUAUUUUUAAAGAGCACUUGAGAAUCACAGUUAUCACAAACUGAUUCGGUAUAAAAAUAUACAUUACUUCAUUAUUUUCGGUGGAAAAAAAGGGCUUUGCAUCGAGAGCAGAGAGCAGUAAUGGGCUUUUUCUGGAGAGCAUGAACCAAUAAAUAUUUUCAAGUUA